Perca flavescens (yellow perch) is the source of this 3346-nucleotide messenger RNA. It is a transcript of the gene fmnl2b, whose product is annotated as formin-like 2b. Gene Ontology annotation, cellular component: cytosol. Gene Ontology annotation, molecular function: small GTPase binding; actin filament binding. Lineage: Eukaryota; Metazoa; Chordata; Actinopteri; Perciformes; Percidae. Gene Ontology annotation, biological process: regulation of cell shape; cortical actin cytoskeleton organization; cell migration. The transcript is spliced from 27 exons. The record is from RefSeq and is a predicted model, not a curated record. Bases 74 to 3346 code for a protein of 1090 amino acids.
UGUUCGCUGUGUGAGAGAGUGUGUGUGUGUGUGUAUCCGUGUGUGUGUGUGUGUGUGUGUGUGUGUGUAAGAGAUGGGUAACGCGGAGAGCAUGGAGAGCCAGCUGGCGGUGAUCAGAUCCAGAGCUGCUCCGGUCCGCCUGCCGAUGCCAGACCCGGCCGAGCUGGAGGAGAGGUUCUCCAUCGCUCUGAACUCUAUGAACUUGCCUCCUGACAAGGUGCGUCUGCUGCGUUCCUAUGACAACGAGAAGAAGUGGGAGCUGAUCUGCGAUCAGGAGAGGUUUCAGGUGAAGAAUCCUCCGCACACCUACAUCCAGAAACUGAGAGGCUUCCUCGACCCGGCCGUCACUCGCAAGAAAUUCAGAAGAAGAGUUCAGGAGUCGACUCAGAUGCUCAGAGAACUCGAGAUUUCUCUUCGUACAAACCACAUCGGGUGGGUCAGAGAGUUUCUAAACGAGGAGAAUCGAGGUCUGGACGUUCUCGUCGAGUAUUUGUCUUUCGCUCAGUACGCCGUCACGUUUGACGGCGAGCAGUCGGAGGCCAGCGGUGACGCCUCGUCCAUCGACUCUCCCUGGAGUCGGUCAAUCGAGGAUCUCCAUGGCGACUGCAGCCUCCCGUCGCCAUCGUCCUCGGUACCGCGCGCCGCUCGCCACUCCAUCAGCUCGGCGAUCGUGACUCGCUCCAACACGCUGCCCAGUCGCCGGACUCUCAAGAACUCCCGACUUGUGUGUAAGAAAGACGACGUCCAUGUUUGCGUCAUGUGUCUGAGAGCCAUCAUGAACUACCAGUAUGGAUUCAACAUGGUGAUGUCACAUCCGCACGCCGUCAACGAGAUCGCCCUCAGCCUCAACAACAGAAACCCCAGGACGAAGGCUCUGGUGUUGGAGUUGUUGGCGGCCGUGUGUUUGGUCAGAGGAGGACACGAGAUCAUCCUGUCGGCCUUCGACCACUUCAAAACGGUGUGUUCAGAGUCGAUGCGUUUCGAGAAGUUGAUGGAACAUUUUAAGAACGAAGACGACAACAUCGACUUCCUGGUGGCCUGCAUGCAGUUCAUCAACAUCGUGGUCCACUCGGUGGAGGACAUGAACUUCAGAGUCCACCUGCAGUACGACUUCACCAAACUCAACCUGGACGAACACCUGGAGAGGCUGAAGCACACGGAGAGCGACAGGCUGCAGGUCCAGAUCCAGGCGUACCUGGACAACGUGUUUGACGUCGGGACGCUGCUGGAGGACGCAGAGACCAAAACUGCUGCUCUGGAACGAGUCGAAGAACUGGAGGAGAGCCUGGCAACGAUGUCGGAGCGUCUGCUGGACGUGGAGAAUGAAGCAAUGCUGAAGAUCGUUGAGCUGGAGAAACAGCUGAUGCAAACCAACAAGGAGCUGGACCACAUCCGGGAUGUGUAUGCGAGUACUAACUCCACGGUCCACACCCUGAGGAGGAUGGUUCGGGAGAAGGACCAGACCAUCCGGCGCCAGACCCGUCUGGAGCGCCAGGCCCAGGAGGCCCAGCAGGCCGGAGGACCUGGAGCCCCCCAACCACCCAGAGGGGAGGGGGAUGGGGGGGUGGGGGAGUCUGCCUCACCCUCCCCCCCUCCCUGCCCCAACCUGUCCCCCAGUCCAGAGACCGUAGCCUAUCACAGCAUGGGACCAGGGAUGGGCGGGGCUCCAGAGACCGUAGCCUAUCACAGCAUGGGACCAGGGAUGGGCGGGGCUCCAGGGAUGCCGCCCCCCCCCUCCCCCGCCACCAAUGCCAGGCACAGAGUCCUUCCCUGGCCCUCCGCCCAUGGCUCCUCCCCUCCUCCCCCUCCUCCCCUCCCUGUCGGACCAACGACCACUCCUCCACCCUCCCCAUGCCCCCCCCUCCCCCCUGUAGCCCCACCCCUCCCAGGCUCGGGGGGGUCACCAACCGUCAUCUUUAACUCCGGACUCGCAGCGGUGAAGAUAAAGAAGCCGAUCCAGACGAAGUUCCGGAUGCCGGUGUUGAACUGGGUCGCUCUGAAGCCGAGUCAGAUCAACGGGACCGUCUUUAACGACAUCGACGACGAGGCAAUCCUGCAGGAUCUGAACGUGGAGGAGUUUGAGGAGAUGUUUAAGACAAAGGCUCAGGGUCCCGCGGUGGACCUGACUCUGUCCCGACAGAAACUCCCUCAGAAAGCUCCGUCCAAAGUGUCUCUGCUGGACGCUAACCGGUCCAAAAACCUGGCCAUCACUCUGAGGAAGGCCGGCCAGGGGUCAGAGGUCAUCUGCCGCGCCAUCAACACCUUUGACUUGCGGUCGGUACGGGUUGACUUCGUGGAGUGUCUGAUGCGUUUCCUGCCGACGGAGGCCGAGGUGAAGCUUCUACGGCAAUACGAGAGGGACAGAAAACCUGUGGAGGCUCUGAGCGACGAGGACCGCUUCAUGAUGCAGUUCAGCCGCAUCGAACGCCUCAACCAGCGCAUGACCAUCAUGACCUUCAUGGGAAACUUCUCCGACAACGUUCAGAUGCUAACCCCGCAACUCCACGCCAUCAUAGCUGCUUCAGUUUCUAUCAAAUCGUCUCAGAAGCUGAAGAAGAUCCUGGAGAUCAUCUUGGCUCUGGGGAACUACAUGAACAGCAGUAAGAGAGGAGCGGUGUACGGAUUCAAACUGCAGAGUUUAGACCUGCUGCUGGACACUAAGUCGACAGACCGGACGCAGACGCUGCUCCAUUACAUCUCCAACGUGGUGAGAGAGAAAUAUCCGGCCAAGGCUCUGUUCUACAACGAGCUGCACUACGUCGACAAGGCGGCCGCAGUGAGUCUGGAGAACGUGCUGUGUGAUGUGAAGGAGCUGCAGCGCGGCAUGGAGUUAACCUGGAGGGAGUUCAGCGUGCUUCACAACGCCACGCUCAAAGACUUCAUCAGCAGACACGAGUCACGACUCAGCAAACUGCAGGAGGACGCACGCAUCGCUCAGGACGCAUUUGAAGACGUGGUGAAAUUUUUUGGCGAGAGUUCCAAGACAAUGCCACCGUCCGUCUUCUUCCCGAUCUUCGUCCGUUUCAUUAAAGCCUACAGGCUGGCGGAGGAGGAGAACGAGCAGAGGAGGCGUCAGGAACAAAUGUUGUUGGAGAAACUGGAACAAGAGGACGAGGACCAGGAGGAGACCAAGUCCCCCCCCCACGGGGGGAAGAAACAGCAGCAGGAGUUGCUCUCAGAGCUCAGACGACGACAGGGAAAGGACAGCCGCCAUGUUUACGAAGGAAAAGACGGCGCCAUUGAGGACAUCAUCACAGCUCUGAAGACCGUCCCCUUCACGGCCCGAUCGGCCAAACGCAGCUCUCGCUUCUUCUGUGACCCCGCCCACGCCGAGGAGCAUUACUGA